UUGGAACACAUUCCUUAGUCAAGUCUACCGUUGCCUUGGUUUCUUCCUCUAUAAACAUCAUCAAACUAUCUCUCCUUCAUCAAUUCCUCUCCUUUCUUCGCAUUUCAGAAGCUACUUCCAUGGCUACUGCACCAGCUUCCUGGCUUUUCCCUCUGCUUUUUCUAAGCUCUGUUUUCGCUUUCACUUCUCCAGCCACCAUCACCAUCCCCAUCUCCCCCUCUACCCACCACCACUCUUCCUCAGAUCCAUGGAAAAUCCUCAAUCACCUAGCUUCUCUAUCCCUUUCCAGAGCCCACCAUAUAAAGUUUCCCAAUACCAACGUCUCUCUCGUCAAGACCCCUCUUUUCUCUCGCAGCUAUGGUGGGUAUUCGAUGUCGUUGAGCUUCGGUACUCCGCCGCAGAUUGUCAAGUUCAUCAUGGACACUGGGAGUAGUCUUGUAUGGUUUCCCUGUACAUCCAGGUAUCUUUGCGCCGGAUGUAACUUUCCAAACACCGAUUUAACCAAAAUCCCCAAGUUUAUACCAAAGUUAUCAUCUUCUUCCAAGCUUGUUGGCUGUAAGAAUCCCAAAUGUGCUUGGGUUUUUGGAUCCAAUGUCCGGUCUAAAUGCCAGGGUUGUGGCCCCAGCAACCAGAACUGUACCGAGUCUUGUCCCCCGUAUAUAAUUCAGUACGGUUUAGGCUCCACAGCUGGGCUCUUACUGUUAGAAUCUCUUGAUUUCCCUAAUAAAACCAUAGCUGAUUUUCUGGUCGGCUGCUCCAUUCUCUCCACCCGCCAACCUGAAGGAAUUGCCGGGUUCGGUCGCAGCAUGGAGUCUCUUCCUCUACAAUUGGGACUCAAGAAAUUCUCUUACUGUUUGGUAUCUCGCCGCUUCGACAACACUCAGGUGAGCAGCGACCUUAUUCUGGAUAUGGGUUCGGAUUCCGGCGAUGCCAAGACCCCUGGCCUUAACUACACAAAGUUUGUAAAGAAUCCAGUGAGGUCAAACUCGGCAUUUCAAGAAUAUUACUACGUAAUACUGCAAAAAAUUGUAGUCGGCGACAAACAUGUUAAAGUUCCUUACAAUUUGUCGGUGCCGCAAUCCGACGGCAAUGGAGGGACUAUAGUGGACUCAGGCUCAACUUUCACGUUCAUGGAGGGGCCAGUUUUUGAGCUAGUAGCCAAAGCAUUGGAAAAGCAGAUGGCUAACUAUACAGUAGCCACUGACGUCCAGAAGCAGACCGGUUUAAGGCCGUGCUUCAAUAUUUCGGACGAGAAAUCAGUUAAUGUCCCGAAAUUUAUUUUUCAGUUUAAAGGUGGUGCUAAGAUGCAACUCCCUUUGGCAAAUUAUUUUGCAUUUGUUGAUAUGGGUGUCGUCUGUUUAACAAUUGUGAGUGACAAUGCGGCUGCUCUGGGUGGUCGUAGCGGCGGCGGACCGGCGAUUAUCUUGGGGAAUUUUCAGCAGCAGAAUUUUUAUAUGGAGUAUGAUUUGGAUAACGAAAGAUUCGGAUUUAAACAACAAAGUUGUGUGUGAGCUGGUUUUGUCUAUUCACUAAAUAAAUCACAUUAAUCAUAUCGGACAUCAUAAUUAGAGGGUUUUAAUGUUGUUUACAUUGACUCUGCAAUAAAGGGUUGAAGGAUAGAUUGCGGCGGCGACUGCGGCGGCAACGGUAACGUAGAAUGUUGAUAUAGUGGCCAUUGGCUGUGGCUGCAGCAAUUGGUAAAGGUGGCCAAAUAUUGAUCUAUGUUUUAUUUUUCCCUACAAUCAUUAUUGGAAAAGUUGAAUAUAUAAUUAUAGGUUUUUUAAGCAAA
This is a messenger RNA of Hevea brasiliensis (rubber tree), 1789 nucleotides long. RefSeq names its product probable aspartyl protease At4g16563. The record is from RefSeq and is a predicted model, not a curated record. The transcript has a single exon. Gene Ontology annotation, biological process: proteolysis. Bases 120 to 1511 code for a protein of 463 amino acids. Gene Ontology annotation, cellular component: extracellular region. NCBI's taxonomy places the organism in Eukaryota, Viridiplantae, Streptophyta, Magnoliopsida, Malpighiales, Euphorbiaceae. Gene Ontology annotation, molecular function: aspartic-type endopeptidase activity.